AGAGAAAGACCAUUGUUGCUUUGAACAGGUUUGUGGGGUUGAAUUUUUGAGGAACUGAAGUUUUAUUCUUGUUUCAGAUACGCGGACCAGAGUAAAGGACAAUACUAGUGGGUCUCCAGCCCCAUUUAAUUGCAUAUGGGCAGUUGAGUCGGAAGAGUGUUUAAGUAUAAGGGUCAUUGACCUUAUAACAGAUCAAUGACUUUCCUAACUGAUGAAAACACCGACCUAAUGUAUGGUUGUUACAAAGAAACUUAACUGUUCUUUUUCCCACCCUUCUCUGCAAUGUCUCUCCUUCUGCGCCCCCUUACCCCACUUUACACUCGUUUACACGGAAGUGCAUGGAGACCGACCGACCGAGGAGGCUGACUCUCUGAUUGCUUUGCGCAAAAUCCACUCCUCUCCUCCCUCCUCUCUAGCCUCUGGAUCCCUCGCAGCCCGCGCGCUCCCUCCCUUCCACCCAGAGAGUGGCGCUUUGGGAAGCUAGAGAUGCGCCUCUGUGUACUUCUAAGGUGGGAGGGGGCUACAAGCAGAGGAGAAUAUCAGACGCUCAGACGUUCCCUUCUGCCUGCCGCUCUUCUCUGGUUCCACUAGGGCUGGUCCAUGUAAGAAUCUGACGGAGCCUAGGGCAGCUGUGAGAGGAAGAGGCUGGGGCGCGUGGAACCCGAAAAGUCUGAGUGCUCUCAGUUACAGCCUACCUAGUCCGCAGCAGGCCUUCAGCACCAUGGACAGCAGCACCGGCCCAGGGAACACCAGCGACUGCUCAGACCCCUUAGCUCAGGCAAGUUGCUCCCCAGCACCUGGCUCCUGGCUCAACUUGUCCCACGUUGAUGGCAACCAGUCCGAUCCAUGCGGUCUGAACCGCACCGGGCUUGGCGGGAACGACAGCCUGUGCCCUCAGACCGGCAGCCCUUCCAUGGUCACAGCCAUUACCAUCAUGGCCCUCUACUCUAUCGUGUGUGUAGUGGGCCUCUUCGGAAACUUCCUGGUCAUGUAUGUGAUUGUAAGAUACACCAAAAUGAAGACUGCCACCAACAUCUACAUUUUCAACCUUGCUCUGGCAGACGCCUUAGCGACCAGUACACUGCCCUUUCAGAGUGUCAACUACCUGAUGGGAACAUGGCCCUUCGGAACCAUCCUCUGCAAGAUCGUGAUCUCAAUAGAUUACUACAACAUGUUCACCAGCAUAUUCACCCUCUGCACCAUGAGCGUGGACCGCUACAUUGCUGUCUGCCACCCAGUCAAAGCCCUGGAUUUCCGUACCCCCCGAAAUGCCAAAAUCGUCAACGUCUGCAACUGGAUCCUCUCUUCUGCCAUCGGUCUGCCUGUAAUGUUCAUGGCAACCACAAAAUACAGGCAGGGGUCCAUAGAUUGCACCCUCACGUUCUCCCACCCAACCUGGUACUGGGAGAACCUGCUCAAAAUCUGUGUCUUUAUCUUCGCUUUCAUCAUGCCGGUCCUCAUCAUCACUGUGUGUUACGGCCUGAUGAUCUUACGACUCAAGAGCGUUCGCAUGCUAUCGGGCUCCAAAGAAAAGGACAGGAAUCUGCGCAGGAUCACCCGGAUGGUGCUGGUGGUCGUGGCUGUAUUUAUCGUCUGCUGGACCCCCAUCCACAUCUACGUCAUCAUCAAAGCGCUGAUCACGAUUCCAGAAACCACAUUUCAGACCGUUUCCUGGCACUUCUGCAUUGCUUUGGGUUACACGAACAGCUGCCUGAAUCCAGUUCUUUACGCCUUCCUGGAUGAAAACUUCAAGCGAUGCUUCAGAGAGUUCUGCAUCCCAACCUCGUCCACGAUCGAACAGCAAAACUCCACUCGAGUCCGUCAGAACACUAGGGAACAUCCCUCCACGGCUAAUACAGUGGAUCGAACUAACCACCAGAAGUUUCUAAUGUUGAGAGAUAUGCCUCCUUUCAAGAGACACUUAGCUAUCAUGUUAAACCUUGAUAAUUAGGGCAUCAAAGGGGACAAGUAUCAAAUUAAGAUGCUGUUGUUUUCUGGUUCCAUCAAGUUCUUGGAGAACACUAUUAUGGUGAUCUGUUAGUGCCACCCAUUAAAAACAGAAAAGGUAAAUCUCAACAGACAAUGUCAGGGGGUGGAACUUAUUUUAGAUGUAGAAGCGAUAAGUUACACUGUCCACAGUCCAUCAUCAGAAGAGUGCCUUGCGAGGCUCAACAAAGCCCACUGCAGGUCAUCAGGCCUGAAGCUGUGACCCGAUCCACAGCUCAAACCUUUAUGAAAAUAAGUAGCAAUGUCUCAGAACUCAAGACAUUCACAGUUCUAAAACUGAUUGCUAGUCUCUCGCUCCCAUGCUCAUCCGAAUAUAUCCACAUACACACAACAUGCUAAAACUAUAUCUCUCUGAAAGCAGAACAGGUUGUGCUUUGUUUGGGUUUUCGUUUUCUGUUUUGCUUUGUUUUGAAGCUUAGCACUUUCUGGCUAUAAUUACGAGGAAGACAGUCUGUGCAGCCGUAGGAUAUGUUUUUAUCUAAUUAAAUUGCAUGUUGCUAAGAGUUAGGCUUGUAAAUGACACAUUCUUUUGUUUUGAAUACAAUAUCUUUGCAGAAAAUAGAUUUAUUUUGAAAAGGCAUAUACACAGAACUGGGAGAAGCACGCCAGAGAUAUUUUGUCACCAUAUGGCAAAUGUAAGCCUAGAAACCAGGGUACCUGGAUGCUGGUGCCAACCCCACUGACAACCACUUGUGCAAGAACAUCCCAUGCUGGUAGUUGUUGAACAGAUUUCUUCAUGACCAGAAGAUCAUUGACCUCUAAGUUUGCUCUAGAGUUAGAACCUUGUUGAUUACAUCAUUCAGACUCUGGGGCAAGCUUCUCUCAAUGAACAAAAGGCAUAAUCACUUAAGCUUUCUUCAUGACAGAAAAUCAUCCAACAUUGAAAGCAGGCGGAAGCAUCUGGUAUAUGUGUAUGGCUUUUUUGAAGUAUUAGGUUUUCCUCCACUCCUUCUUUACCAAAUUUAGUUUAAACAAAUAGAAGAAUGUUGCUGCAUUUUUAUAAUAACAGCUGGGAAAACCGCUUAGUUGAUAAUGUGCUUACCUUGCAAGUAUGGAGACCUGAGUUCAGAUCCCAGAACCCAUGCAAAAAGGCUGGAAAUGGAGGUGCUCACUCUGGAAAGCUGGAAGCAGAUGUGUCCCUGGAAACUGCUAGCCAUCCAUUCCUACCAAAUUGGUUGACUUGACAUUCACUGAGAGACUCUGCCUCAAAAAGAAGUAGACAGCACCUGAGGAAUGACACCCAAGGUUGUCCUCUAAGCUCUACAUGCAUGUGCACCUUAUGCAGACAGACAGACAAAGAUGCUUAAACAAGUUUCUUGCCAGUGCUGAAUUAGACAAAAAGGGGACUGAGUGCUCAUGAAAGUGAAUUUCGUGACUCAGAUGAAAAUUGCAUCAUGUAUAAACUCCUCUCGUGGAAUAGAAUGUUCUUCACAUAAUCCAUCUGAUCACUGUGACUUAGAAAUACUAUGUGCAGCUUCUUGUGCCUGUAUCAGAUAUUGGCUAUACUGCAUAAUCAGGAAUAAGUAAAAAUCCUGCCGCGCCUGGUUCAGGCAAUGAGGCUUAUAAGAAAGGAUGGGUUCCAGUUACUAAGAACACUGAGAUCUUUGCCUCUGAAUCAUCGACUCCAACUGGUUUUUGUGUGACUCUGUUUUUAUGAUUUCUCUAAUGAAUGGGGUUUUUGAAAUGUAUUACAAGCAAACACUGAUCAGCUUCCAAAGUACCCAAAUCGGUUACUGGCUUCAGUUGUAACAUUAGAUGGCUUUGCAAGUAGGGAGGAAAGAGUGAAAGGCAGAGGAGGCUGCAACAAUUAAAAUAUUAAAUUAGCAUUUUCAUCCAGUACACAUGAAAAUAUCACUUCACAAGGGUGUAUUUCCUUGUGUAGAUUGACAAAGUUAAAAAACAUAAUCUCUUAAAUUUUCUCCAGCUCUAACACAACAGGAAAUACCUCAAUCUUUCUGUGAAGAAGAACUUAAACUCCUUAAAUAAGCUUCACCUUGGAGCUUAAAAGCUUUUCAAACAUUUUUUAUUAGAGUAGAACACAGCCUGAAGGGGGUUUGUUAGCUGACUUCCUGGAAAGGUUAUGCAGUUUAAAAAACUGUUGAUAUAAAAAGGGGAAAUUAACAUUAGAGAAUUACAUCCAUGUAUAUAUAAUGUAUGUAUAAAGGUAUGGUAUCUAAUGUUAACUGCCAACUCUAUGGACAUGUGUGCCUGCAGUGUCCUUCUGGUCAGAAAGAAGCUUGGGUGUAGAAUUCUGGUGGUGAGGUCUCAGCAAGAGCUCAUUACAGAUCUAAGGAGGACAAAUAGACACCAGGAAGCCAAGAAACCAGAAAAACAUCAACAUGGUAGUGCAAUUCCCUUACCCUGUGUCUCACAGCACAACACAGUGAGGUCAGACCACUGAGAAACUGUUGUUGUAAAAUAUAAAAAAUGAAAAAAAAAAGUAUGGUUGUCUUCUAGCCCCCUAGGUCCAGCACCUCAGUGACCCAAGAGAUCUAUUAGAUAUCUUGGUGGAAACACAUCCCAACUCCACGGUGGCCCAGUGUCUCCUGCUGCCGCACUUUCCUACAUUCAAACCGUAACAUAAAAGAACACACAACACAAUAAUCUUUGAUCCAAUUGAUAAGAUAUAAUUGGCCACUUAAACAUACAAAGCCCGGUGCCAUCCAUCCCUUAAGAACAUUAAUAACAACCUGUAACUACACAGAGCAGAAUCUUAAUGUCACCUGCCAUAUUGUCCUGCCACGGCUUCUCUCCCUCUCCCUCCUCUCUUUUCCUCCUCUCCAUUCCAGUCUCCUCCUCUUCCUUCAAACUUCUCUCCCGCCCAUCCUUCCUUCUCCUCCAAUGACAGGCCUCCUUCUAUCCUGUACCUGCCCCUCACCUGUACUUUACAAAUUCAAUGGGGAGAAGGUUCUGGUGAAGUCACCUGAUUCCUGAGUACCAGAGGAGGCAGCUGUCCUUGGGGCAGUGGAAUUAGCAUCAAAAUACAGAUAACUCCAGGGCAAAUCACAACAACAAACAUGGUGAGCUGCAUCACUGCCUGAGAACCCAGUGGAAAUGGCACUAAAUAUUUUGUAGCAAAAAAUAAACAGUUAUUGAUUUUCCUUCCCCAAGAACAAGCACCCCAAAGUAGUCCUGUUGUAAUCCUCAUGGGAUUGGACAAUGAUAGUUCGAAACUGACUAGUAGUAGGAAGUAUUCAGGAUCAAUAGGACCUGCAGCUCACUCAGUAGGCAGGGAUAGGCAGAGGUAAUUAAGGUACAUCCCCACCCCCAACAUCACCUGUCAAUCUGCCAUCUUAGCCUGACUUGUUCAUAUGGUUGUACCAUCCCGUCAACAACUAAGAUUAGAUAUUUGCAAAUGCUCAGACCAGAUAUAUCCCCACUUUUUUAAAUCAACACUUGAUUAUAAUGACUGACAACAGAAGGCUAUUAACAAGAUGAGAUCGACGUACAGUAUCAAGCUUAACUGUGCACUACACCUCGUCAAACAGAUGCAACUAAGUCCCAGAGAAAACUAAAGGUCUAAUUGCAGAAAACUACCUGGAUUCCUUGCUCAUCAUUUGCAUAUAUUACGCCAGCAUGUUGUGGGUACUAAUCCAAAAACAAAAGCAGUUGAAAGCCAUACCUGCCUAUGUUCAUCCAGUCUAUGGGUUAAGGCCAGUCAGAGAUC
Messenger RNA from Rattus norvegicus (Norway rat), 5674 nucleotides. Lineage: Eukaryota; Metazoa; Chordata; Mammalia; Rodentia; Muridae. The record is from RefSeq and is a predicted model, not a curated record.